AUGUACCAAGAUUUCACAACACACUGUGAUCUAAUGGACGAGGUCCUGGGCAAUACCGGAAUCUUGACGCCACAAAUCUUUGAGGCAGAUCAGCUCCUCGACUUUUUGCCCGGCAAGACACCUGAUUUCAACGGCAUCUUCUCCACGACUCAUCAAACGACGCGAGAUCAGCCCCCGGGCAAUGACGAGAGCUUUGCGUCUCAUUUGACGCCGGAAGACUUCCCAUCUGACGCUAGGAUGCAUAGCUCUGAAGCCGGACCGGGAGGAGUUGGCCUCGAUGUCGAUAACGCGUAUUUCUCCACCAGUUCGAGAGGACACCGCCCCAGCCGUUGGGGAGAGGCAUAUUUGGAAGAAGAUGUUGGUCACAGCCUGCAGAAAGCGGCUUCAGGCCAUAUCAAGUACAUGGGGCCAAGCAUGGCAUUCGUCGCUGGGACACAGAUAGGCCAGACAUGGAUUACCAAUGCAACAUCCUCGACCUAUUUCGCCGACCAGAUGCACUCAUUUCUCUCCAAGUGGACUCCUGAUGCCCUUGAUGACGUGCUGUCCACAUCCCGGCCUUAUGAUGCCGCUUAUCUACCACCUUAUGAUGUUGCUCUAUCAUAUCUCCAGACAUAUUUCGAUGAAGUGCAGUGUGCUUUUCCUGUCCUCGACCAGCAGAGCUUCAUCCACGAAUUCAAUCGUUCUUAUUCUUCGUUAUCACAUGUUCAAAAUCCGACGUGGUGUGCUCUCGUCAACAUCGUGUUGGCCAUGGGGAGUCGUGCUAGUGUCAGUACGAAUGACGACCAGACUUGUGGCCUCUUCUGCAAUGCUCUAGGGUUGUUCUCUCGGGUAGCGCUUGGACUGUCGUCUCUGCGCAAAGUGCAGACCUUGACGCUUAUGUACCUCUUCCUGAGCCACUCAACCUCUCCACAUUGGGGUUACACCAUCCUUGCCUGUGCCGUGCGCGACAGUCAAGCCCUUGGACUUCAUCUGCAGCCUCGAAGAGCAUGGGGAUUUUCCCACGAAGAAUUGAGACAGCGCAGCCUCGUGUUCUGGACGUUGUAUUGCUUGGAUACGCUGUUGACAUUUCGCCUCGGCCGUGCCCCCAUACUCCGCCGAGAAGAUAUCGAGGUCCAAGUGCCGAAGCAUAUCCUUGAAGCCGACUUCUCGAACCCUGAAGACUGUGGCUUUAUGGAUGAUCCUCUUCUCGGACUUCCACAGAGAGAGCUCUUCCUUGCCAAUAUCGAAGUUUCGCAUAUUCUGCAACGCGUAUUCGAACUAACCGCAAGAUCAUUGGAGCUCGAGAUCCUAGAGUCAAAGACUGCGGAGAUUGAAAAAGAGAUAUCAAAAUUCUGUGACAGCCUUGAUGCUAACUGGCUUCUCAAAUCGGGCAACGAAGCGCGACAAAUUUCCAACACGUCUCAUCUGCUGAGACUACCUCUUCUGGUCCUCAACUCGUCGAUUUGUGUGGCGAGAUGGAUCUUGGGUAUGAGAGUGCUCGCGGGGAAAACUGUGCAAGGCCUCAAGCAUAAAUCUUCUGAUCAGCUACCGGGCCAUGCUUCAUCUGAGACUCGGGAUCUUGAAAAAACCGGGGAAGCAGCUGCACUAUUGAUUCGGAUGAUCACGGCAUUGCCCAAAGAUGUGUCGAACUUCUACUGGUAUCUUGAGCCUUUUCCUGCAUUUGCUUUGUACGUCUUGUACCUGGCCAUCCUUCACAACCCGGCGGUUCCCGAGGCAAGUGAAUACAUGGAGCUGAUCUCCAUCGUCGUCGAGUCCUCGGUACACAGUGUUGACACACCGCGACCGCUACUCGGAGACCCUCAUUUGACACAUUUUCUGACCUUCUUUGCACGAUCUGCACGUAUGACUAUAACAAGAGCCAAAUCUUGA
Fonsecaea pedrosoi CBS 271.37 is the source of this 1869-nucleotide messenger RNA. RefSeq lists its product as uncharacterized. The coding region runs from base 1 to 1869 and encodes 622 amino acids. NCBI's taxonomy places the organism in Eukaryota, Fungi, Ascomycota, Eurotiomycetes, Chaetothyriales, Herpotrichiellaceae. Gene Ontology annotation, biological process: DNA-templated transcription. Gene Ontology annotation, molecular function: DNA binding; zinc ion binding. The record is from RefSeq and is a predicted model, not a curated record. The transcript is spliced from 9 exons.